CCGGUAUUGUCCGGUGUGAGUCUGCGCAGCACGAGAGCAACCCGGAAAUAACAGAAAUGUAUAAUCUCAUUUGUUUCUAAUGGUCUUGGCAGCACCUUCUUGUGAGUCCCACUAUGGCUGCUGCUGUGACAUCAGAGGACCAGAAGUUCUGCUUGCGGGAGGUUCUCUCCACCUUCAAGGUGUGUCUGUCCGAAAACAACGAGGUUAUUCUGGAAAACUACGUGUCUGGCUGGCGUGGGCUUGUAAAGUUCUUGAACAGCCUGGGGACCGUCUUUGGCUUCAUUUCCAAGGAUGCUGUGAAUAAGAUCCAGAUUCUGGUGAAUUUGCUGAAUGGAGAGACGUCCUCUCACUAUAUGACUGUGCAGUCCAUGGUCCAGUAUGAGCUUGACAACGGCCUGGUGGAUCUGGACAAGCGAGGCAGCCACCCCGAGUCAGGCUGCCGUACUUUGCUGAGGCUGCACCGUGCUCUCAGGUGGCUGGAACUGUUUCUGGAGCGCUUGAGGACCAGCACGGAGGACAGCAAGACCUCCGCCAUGUGCGCCGAGGCCUACAACGAGUCCCUGGCCGUGUACCACCCGUGGGUAGUGCGCAAGGCCGCAGGCAUGGCCUUCUGCAUGCUCCCUGGCCGCCCCACUUUCUUUGAGGUAAUGAACGUGGGCCCGCCAGAACAGGUGGUGGCCAUGCUGGGGGAAGCGGUGCCGCUCAUUUCGCAAGUACACCAGGUCACUGAGGAACUUUACGCAAAGAACAACCUGCUGAACUUGCCAUAGAAAUAUUCACUGUCAACAUGGCUGCCACUAGUGACUGCUUAUUGAGGGACUGCAAUAUCUGCAUGGUGAGAAACUACAUCCAUAUCGAUUGUAAAAUGCUGGUGUGGCUAAAUUGCAACACAUAUUUGUAACUUAUAUUCAUUAAUUUCAAUAAAUACAAGUGUGAUGUAAUGUUUUUCUAUUACGUCCGGUACAAAUAUUUUAGCAUAUAAUCUAUUGAAUGUAGAAAACAGACUUGACCAAACGUAUGCAAUGUUGUUAACUGCUAAAUGUUUGGACAACAUGAGUUUUCUUCACCAUGCUUAUUAUAGUAAUGGUCGUUUUUAUCAUUCCAUCCAAAAUAAGUAUAAGCUUUGUCACUGCAUAUGACGUCCUCUGCAUGUUGGAGGUUGCUGUAAUGAUGCACUGAACUUGUUAGAAGUGACUUUUAAAAAUAAAUAAAAUAUGUGCUGAAAAGAUA
Molecule: messenger RNA, 1230 nt
Organism: Dunckerocampus dactyliophorus (ringed pipefish)
Lineage: Eukaryota; Metazoa; Chordata; Actinopteri; Syngnathiformes; Syngnathidae
Gene: cptp
Product: ceramide-1-phosphate transfer protein
Exons: 3
Coding region: 114-770 (218 amino acids)
Biological process (GO): intermembrane lipid transfer; ceramide transport
Cellular component (GO): cytosol; membrane; cytoplasm
Molecular function (GO): ceramide 1-phosphate transfer activity; ceramide 1-phosphate binding
Source: RefSeq, a predicted model, not a curated record